Dermacentor andersoni is the source of this 2317-nucleotide messenger RNA. RefSeq names its product coagulation factor IX-like. The record is from RefSeq and is a predicted model, not a curated record. Gene Ontology annotation, biological process: proteolysis. Gene Ontology annotation, molecular function: serine-type endopeptidase activity. NCBI's taxonomy places the organism in Eukaryota, Metazoa, Arthropoda, Arachnida, Ixodida, Ixodidae.
UUACGAAGCCACAGACUACGACAUCUUUAGCUUGUCCUUAGCUUACCAUGUACUCGAUGUCGAUGAUCAAGUUUUAUGUGAGGGAACACUGACGAUGUUUCAUCAUACUGCUUUAAAACAGCGAAUUGUAGACUGAGGUUUGCCUUUUUUUAAAUCUUUCUUUCCAGUAAUUAUUUCAUCCGGAGGCGAGGGGCGGGUAUGUAAUUAGCAAUUGUAAUUAGCGUUGCUUAUUGGUUUGUUAGCCAUUGCUGUAGUCAUGACGCGCCUGCCUAACGCAACUGCCAAUAACUUAUAUAUAGUCGCGAGUCUGCACCGGUGCACACCGUGUCCUCUUUAUUAUUCAGUUGCGCAGCUUUGAAAAGAAGCACCGGUAUACGAGACAUCAGCUAGCCAGUAUUAUAGCUUCCUCGAGGGGCGUCAUCAAUGGACUGCGAAGACAGUCAUCCUCGGAUGCGCCUACACGGCUCCCCCGUACUGGCAUCACCAUGGACACCCGUCAACUCCGGCAGGCAUGGCGUUGAUGGCUUCGCCCUUCCCUUCUUUUUUUUUUUUUUUUUUGCGCAGCCAAAGAGAUGCGCUCGCUUUCCUCCAAACAUAUUCUAACAGCGCGCCGGUCUUGUCCUUCACCUAUUCUACGAGGCGAGCUUUCGAGAUGAACGUGAAGGUCACCAUCGUAUUACGACUGAACCGCGUCGUCUGCCAGCCGAUUACAAGCUGCAGAGCACAAAACAGGGAGGAGGCUAAGUCGAAACAAGUCCUCGGCGGCUCCCUUUCUCAAUGCGUCGUGUGGAAGCUGCAAACACGAGAGAGUUCCUUUCUUUCUUUCUUUCUUUCUUUCUUUCUUUCUUUCUUUCUUUCUUAUUUUUUUGACGGCGGUGCAGAAACCAGUCGUAAAUACUUGCUCGAUUGGAAGCGCGGAGAGAGCGGCGCGCAACCGUCUACAAGUAUACAGUACCGGCAACAGGCGCCGUACGAAGGAAGGAUUCACGAGUUUCGUUUUCUCAGAGCCGACAUGCCGAUAGCACGUACAUCGUCGUCUGGAAUGAAGCGCCUUCGUGCGUUGGGCUACCUUCUACUUUGCUUCCUCAGGUACUGUGACCUCACCUUCGCCGAUGUCAAAGAACUGAAACAAACUGGACCGUGCAAGCUGGAGUUCUUCGGCACCACGACGACGUGGAAGAGCCCGCACUACCCAAAGGCGUCCCAGCCGCCCUUGAGAUGCGAGGCAGUCCUCGAGGCGUCCGACAAGGAUCACGUGCUCAGGCUGGACUUGGCCGACGUGUACCUCAACGAAGGAAACGAGGAGUGCGGCGUCUCCAAGCUGGAGGCUGCCGAAAGCGUCAACGUCACAGGACCGUUCAACCUGGGUGCGUUUUGCGGUGCCCAGUCGGAGCAGCAGUACGUGACGUCCAAAAGUCAUCGACUGCGGCUCAAACUGACCUUGGAGAGCGACGUCGAAGAAGGUCAUUUCUUUGUCAGAAUCGACGCCAUCAAAGACGUGUACGGACACCCCGUGCUCAGCAGGCCGCUGGACAGCGACGGCGACGAUGACGGCGGCAAGGUAGUCGGAGGCAAAGAGGCCAAGAAGGGCUCCCACCCUUGGCAGGUACUUUUCAGGCUUCCCGACUCACCCGCUCACUGCGGCGGUGCGCUUCUCAACGAACACUGGGUGCUGACGGCCGCCCACUGCUUCGAGCUGCUCGGAAAGGAUGCCCAGUUGUCGGAAGUACAAGUGUUGCUGGGAAAGCACAACCAGUUCGCUUCCGAACACCACCAGCUGGCAGUCCGGAUAGAGAAGGUCUUCACCCAUCCCGACUACGACAGUGACUCUCAGGACGCCGACGUAGCCCUGGUGAAGUUGGACUCGGACGUGGAGUUCAGCGACUACGUGCGGCCUGUGGCGCUCGGGGACCCAGACUUCGUGGAGAAGGAGUUCUUCUCCAAGGCCGACGUGCACGGAGUCGUGUCCGGCUGGGGCAGGACCGACGAGGCCGACCACUCCAAGGUGCUCCAGGAGAUACGUGUCCCCAUCAAGACAGCCGUGGUGUGCAAGGCAUCCACCGAACUGGAGGUAACCGACAACAUGUUCUGUGCCGGCUAUUCUAAAGGGCGGACUCACAGAGACACUUGCGAGGGAGACAGCGGGAGCCCCUUCGUCGGCGAAAGCAACGGGAAAUUCUACGUAGUCGGCAUCGUCAGCUUUGGCGAACAGAGCUGCCUGUCCAAGGGCAAAUAUGGCUUCUACGCCAAAGUCCACAAGUUUACCCCAUGGAUACGAAAGACAGCUGGAUUAUAAAGGUUCAAUUAAUGCAAUUCA